Messenger RNA from Penicillium mononematosum, 213 nucleotides. RefSeq lists its product as uncharacterized. NCBI's taxonomy places the organism in Eukaryota, Fungi, Ascomycota, Eurotiomycetes, Eurotiales, Aspergillaceae. The coding region runs from base 1 to 213 and encodes 70 amino acids. The record is from RefSeq and is a predicted model, not a curated record. The transcript has a single exon.
AUGUCGGUGUUCAAUGAGCUCGCAGCUGGUGCAGGGACUGAGAGUGCUCUGACGGCCUAUGCGACGGCGACAUUGGAAGACGGCAAAACACUCCAAGCCAACCUUUAUAUCCCGGCUACCGGCGCUACACCUAACACCAGCUUUAUACAGGAGUCCCUGUUGACGGCUAAUGGCUCGGUAGAGACUAAUGUGUCUACCCCUACGUGUGGAUAA